Molecule: messenger RNA, 282 nt
Organism: Enterobius vermicularis (human pinworm)
Lineage: Eukaryota; Metazoa; Nematoda; Chromadorea; Rhabditida; Oxyuridae
Source: the annotation of a GenBank genome assembly
AUGGUCCAGUAUCACCAUACCAGCUUCCAGAUAAGCUUGAGUCAGAUAUUGGAACCUUGUAUACCAUAUUUUGGUAUCCGUUUCCCCAGUAAUUUUAAUGAUCCUUCCACUACUGUAGUACCGCCAAAACAUAUUGGUGGUAAUAAGGUUACCGCAUUGACUGCCAGCAAAGUACAAGUUGUGGGAAUUACGAACAAGGAAGCUUGGAUGUCCAAAUCUUCUGAUAUUGCAGCUGACAUUCAUAUUAAUUGGGUAUAUCGUUUCUUAACGAAGAGGGAUUAA